This is a messenger RNA of Nerophis lumbriciformis (worm pipefish), 1517 nucleotides long. RefSeq names its product urocortin-3-like. NCBI's taxonomy places the organism in Eukaryota, Metazoa, Chordata, Actinopteri, Syngnathiformes, Syngnathidae. The record is from RefSeq and is a predicted model, not a curated record. Gene Ontology annotation, biological process: digestion; cellular response to nutrient levels; adenylate cyclase-activating G protein-coupled receptor signaling pathway. Gene Ontology annotation, molecular function: corticotropin-releasing hormone receptor 2 binding; hormone activity. Gene Ontology annotation, cellular component: extracellular region.
UGAUUUUCUAUUAACACCUAUUAAUAAAAGCAUUGUUGUGACAUCACAGGAAGUGUGCUGCGUGGAUGACAGCCCCAAAUCUGCUCAGAAAAAAACGCUCAAUAUCUGCGCGCGCCUCGACUCACGUGUGACAUCAUCAUGUUCCUGUGGAGUCACGCCGCAUCAGACGGCCGUGCGACUGGUACGCACGGACGUGAAGAAGAUGGCUCACGUCCGUGCGGCCCCGUGUUUGCUUUAUCCGCAGUGACUCCUCUCGCUUCGGGAGCCCCGGGGGCCCCGGCCAGCGUGGAGCGUCUCUCUCAUUAGUCAGAUGAGGAUCGGUCCGGUGACGGGCUGCACUGGAGACUUGUGGCCAUGAGAGCGGCGUGGCUUUGUUUCUGCCUGCUCCUGCUGCACGCUCACAAAAGCGGCCCUGCUCUCGCCAGAUCUGACGAGGACUCCGAAAGAGGCGCGCCGGCCGUCGACGCCAUGAAGACCGUCGGGGCGUCGAACUCGGUGCUCGGCCCGGAGCGCCGCUCCAUCCUCCGGCAGGAGCGCGCCCAGCGCCUGUCGGCCCAGGUGCCCAAGAGAGCCCAGCAGGGGUCACGCUUUGCUCUGUCCCUGGACGUGCCCACCAGCAUCCUCAGUGUCCUCAUAGACCUGGCCAAGAACCAGGACUUGAGGACCAAAGCGGCGGCCAACGCAGAACUGAUGGCACGGAUUGGCAAGCGGAAAUAACAGAAAAGACAAUUGCGGACAAGAAGCCAUUAUUAUCUGCUUCACCUGGUCCUUCAUGUAUGAUGACAUCACUUGUACCAGAUAAAGCUACUCUGUGACAUCUGCUUCAUCGCCUUGUUCUAAUCCAAUCUGUUCCUCUGUUUGCAGCCUCUUCAAUUCAAUAGCAUUAUAAUCAUAAUAACACAUUUCCACUCUGCCCGGUCAGGCAUCGGCGAGCCUUUGAAGGCGAGCGAACGCGUCACGGCGAUGGCCGAUAAACCCGACAUCGCGACAGGAUAUUGACCUCGCGAAGGCGGCUUUCACAUCGUGUACGCCGCCUUUUGUUCGCUCGUUACGUUUGACGCUCCCUGGCUAUUUCCGGUCUUCAUCUGCAAAGGCGUGACUCAGCCAGCGUCCCGCACUGAGCGUGAAAUGUGAUUCAGCCGAGUGAAAUAAAUGAAUUCACACUGCGAGUUUGCUCUGUUUUACGCAGGUCACCGUCUUGUGACCCCAUCAAUUAAAGCUUAGAAGGCUUGCAGACGUAUUCACUCAGCAUUCACGACUACUCAUGCAAAAGCUCAUGAUGAUGAUGUGCAUGUAGUACGGAGGUGUCCAAACCUUUUUGACUCAGGAGGGCUGAAUUAGGCUAAAAAAAAAUGUGGCCGGGGUCCGAAAAGCUGACUGCAUGAAAUGUAAGAAAAUAUAUACACACAUAUACGUUAGGUCCGGAAAAAACACACAGGCUAUAUCAUCCCUACAAGCCUGUUUCAAAACAGGCUUGUAGGGAUGAUAUAGCCUGUGUUUUCCCGCUCUACCCCGGU